Messenger RNA from Colletotrichum godetiae, 1165 nucleotides. RefSeq lists its product as uncharacterized. The transcript has a single exon. The record is from RefSeq and is a predicted model, not a curated record. The coding region runs from base 381 to 1037 and encodes 218 amino acids. NCBI's taxonomy places the organism in Eukaryota, Fungi, Ascomycota, Sordariomycetes, Glomerellales, Glomerellaceae.
GCGUUUACUUUUCGGGGGUUUGGUAGCUAAAGAUCUGAUGUUGUGGUUGAACUGGGUUGGGAGGUCGGUUCUCGGGAUAUCGGAACCGGUUCGUCGAUGAAUUGGUGAUUGGUGGUUGAAAAGUGAGGCGAGAGUCAAGUAGCGACGAUGGUAGUGUUCUUUUCGAAAAGGUGGUGUGGGUUUUCUUGGUUCAGCGGAUGAGGCUGUUCGAUUUGUGUCGAUCAAUUGAUGUAGUAGCGUGGAUGGAGGAUUUGCGUUGAUGUUUUGCCCUUGGGUGGCUUUUUUUUUUUUUUUGAACGGCGGUUGUUGCGGGUGAGGUGAACUGGAUAUCGGCGGUGAAGCGUUGCGAUGGGGAAGAUAGGAAGAGGGAAGUGAGGAAGAUGGCGUUCAGAGCGGGCAGAGUGGUGAAUAAAAACCCAGCGGAAAGCCCAUAUCUUUCUGCAAGGAAAAAAAAUAAAGGGUGGAAACGUCUAGCGUGGGCGGAGAAAGCAACCCAAGGCACAAGGGGACCACUGUGCAGCACGCAGCAACCACCACCCAGCCGUGCUGUGCCAGCCCAGCACUUUCCUUUCCAAUGGGCCGCAAUGGCAGUCUCAAGGGGUGACAGCCACCAAAAAAAGCAACAAAAAAAAAGCGCCAAGCCCACCGGUCCAGUGGGAAACUUACUGUGUAAGGUACAUACGGAUACCCAGGGAAGGUGGGAAGGAACAGUCAUAAUCAGCCAUGGCAUCUCCACCUUUCCCCCUUCUAUCCUCGGAUCCCUUCAUCCACCAUCCAUGUCUUCUCCUCCCCAUCCAAUGCAGUCAAUGCCAUUGAUCCCGUCCACGUCAAUUCAGGCUUUGGAUUGCUUAGAUCUUACUCAAUCGCAAUCCUCAGGGACCCUUUACUUUCGUCACAGCACAUUGGUACUCCAUGAUCUGUUUGCUUGCUCGCCACGAUCAUCAUCGGCAUCAGCUGUCUCUUCCACAAGUUCCAGAGGGUUCCAGUUUGUACAUUGUUCCCGUUGGCAGGGGGCGUCCAUGGUCCACGGUCCAUAGGGGGGCUACUGGUCUAGGCUUACGAAACCGGCUGGAGCCCUUUGCAAUGCGCCAUCCGUCCAUGUUGCACUGUAUGAGGCGGUAUGGGAAGCAAAGCUCGUUGUUUCUUGGGCUGCAUUGCAUUGGCU